AUGCUGCCACGCUCGUGCAGCGGGGUGCUGUACGAGGUGCUGGAACUGGACCGCCAAUGCACCUCCGCGGAAGUCAGCCAGCAGUACCGCCGCCUCGCCCUGCGCUACCACCCCGACCGCAACGCCGGCGCGACGGUGGAACAGUUCCAGCAGAUUGAGGAGGCGCACCGCGUGUUGAGUAACCCGCAGCAGCGCCGGCUGUACGACACGGUUGGCCGCGAGGGCUUAAAGCAGCUGGGCGACUACAGUGGCGGCAUGCUGGGCAGUCUGCUCAUCAUCAUCGGCAACGUCGCGGCGGGGUGCUUCAUUGUUGGCCUGCUCUCUGCUGCCUUCUUCGUUUCGCUGCUGGUUGGGUGCUACAAGAUCGACGCGCCCGAUCAGUGGCCGUCGUGGGGCGUCAUCCUCCUUCCGCUGUGGUGCUUUUUACCGGGGCUGGUGGUGGCCAGUGUGGCCGUCAUGGUGGAGAGCUGGAAGAGGGGGUUGUACGUGCUGCUGCUGCCAAGCGUGCGACUGCUGUUGUGCGUCGUAAUCGUGGCGACCUCGGCGGCCGCGCUCGACCACCGCAUGUCGCCGAUAUCCGCGUUUAUCCCGUGGAUUAUCUGGUACGUCAUCGGGACGGUGAGUGACAUCGUGAUGAUGGUGCCGACGGUGUACCGCCGCGUACACUCGCCCCACUUUUCAGAGGAGGCGGCCUCGGGAACCACGAACGCCACGCAGGAACCGUUUCUGCCUGGCGGCGCGCACAACUUCGCCGUACCGUCGCCUUCGACGGCAACGAACGACGACCACCGUGGCAGUCCUGCGGGGAGUGAGAACGGAUCCUUCGCCACAACACCAUGGCGUACGGGGCAGUACUGGCGUGACCUCGCGGAGCUCCUGCUCGAGGCGGGCUGCGUGUACGCGUUCAUUGCGCUUGCGUUUCAGCGCGCUCUUCAGCAACAGAAACAGCAGCAGCAGCCGGCGGCACCUGGCCCGGUGCUGAGCUUCUGGGUCGUCCUCGCGCCUCUCCUUGUCUUCUUUGGGGUCCACUUCGUCGUGAACGCGUGGGAGGGCUUCUUCGCCCCGUCCUCCGUCCCCAACGACGGCCACGGCGGCGGCGACUCCGCCUCCGCCUCCCCGCUCAACGCCAGCACCCCCUUUCGGGACGGCAGCCACCGCACCAGCUCGGGCGGAUCGUCAGUGUCGUCGUCCUCGGCCCAGCAACAACAACAGCAGCAGCAGUCGCAGCGUCCGCCGGGCCUGGGCGAGCGGGCCGCCAACGUGCUCCUCCGCACCGGACCUCCCGCGUGUGGGCUUUACAUGUCAGCGAUGUGGGCGGCCAAGGCGGAGUACGAAUACAACGGCGUCACCACCGGCGCUGACCCGUCCGCCUUCCUUGCCUUUCUACCCAUCCUCGUCGUGUUGGGGGCCUUGGCCUUCAGUGUGUGCUGCGGCGGGUGCCUCAUCGUCUGCCUCGGUCGAACGCUGACGAGCGCGGGUGAAGACGGGGCGGCGGGACAGCAGGCAGCACACUCACCGGCGCAGCGAAGCAGCGGCCGCAACACGACUACUUUAGCGCGCGAUGAAGGCUACCAAAGCACGGCGGCCAGCAUCCCUCCGACACAGGGCAGCCCCGGCGCAGCGAGGUCCUUGCAGAUGGCAGCACCGCAUUUGGCGCCGCGCCGCGGUAACACGGCGAGCGAUCUGGCCAUUGAACAGAUUGAUUAG
This is a messenger RNA of Leptomonas pyrrhocoris, 1707 nucleotides long. Its product is annotated as putative mitochondrial heat shock protein. The coding region runs from base 1 to 1707 and encodes 568 amino acids. The record is from RefSeq and is a predicted model, not a curated record. The transcript has a single exon. NCBI's taxonomy places the organism in Eukaryota, Euglenozoa, Kinetoplastea, Trypanosomatida, Trypanosomatidae.